Molecule: messenger RNA, 6802 nt
Organism: Phascolarctos cinereus (koala)
Lineage: Eukaryota; Metazoa; Chordata; Mammalia; Diprotodontia; Phascolarctidae
Source: RefSeq, a predicted model, not a curated record
CUAGAGCUGCGCUCCAUAAUAAACAACUGUACUAGACAUUAGACGGGGCCCCAUGCUGGCUCCUGGUGAAAAGGCUUAGAGAGAUCGGAAUCGCUUACGCUGCAGCCUCCUCCUUUGCGACGUGGUAAGAGAACACGACUUUCUCAGACUUUUGUGUAGCGAUGGGCACACAACAUUGUUUUGCUUGUCCUCGAGCACCCAAAGGACGUCGGAUAGAGAAAGAAAGCUCCAAUAAAAGAGGAAAAUAAGAUGAAUCUAACGAGUGAAUCUUGAAAGGCGCUUUUUUCCCCCUGCACAACUCCUUCCCGGGAUGAAACGAAAAAGCAGCAGACGCCCGAGUCACCCAAAUACUGAUUGGGAAAAGAGGCUGCAACAACCCGAGAGGCAGAGGGUGCAGCGGGUGCAGAGGGAACAGCAGCGGAGGCAAGGGUAGCACCGGUGGUAGCGGCAGCCGCCACCACCACAGCUGGACCCUGGAGCUUGGAGUCGUCAGCUGUGGCAUCUGGGGAGGAGAAAGCAGCAGCAUCAACAGCAGCAGCAGCAGGAGAAGGAGAAGGAGGAUUUGCUGCCUCCAGUGCCGCCGCCGCCACCGAAGGGGACCAGUGCCAUCCUCUCCCUUUCCCCCUCACUACCAUGUACAGUGUGCGCUGCAAGAAGAAGCGGAGAACCAUGCAAGGACACCGUUACUUUUCUCUCCCUCUGGCUAGUCCCUGGGCGAGUGUGACUGACCAGGGGAAAAUGGUGUGAAGAAGAAAAGAGGAGGAACGGGGAGGGGGAGGGGAGGAAGAGAAGGAAACGAGGUCGGAGUCUGUAUUUUUCCCCCUUUUGGCAAAGAAACCAGAGGAGGAGGCUUGAACGUGUAGCUGCUGCGGUUAGGGAGAAAGUUGAUGCCUAUUUCAAUGGAAAGUUUUGGCUUUUAAUCUGCUCAGGUGUCUUCUCCCUUGAAGGAUGAAGAUCACUGACAGCUAUCGGUGCUUUAUAAUAAGCAACUCCAAUUCGCGGAAUGUUGGAGGUAAAAUGUACCCUUGUUGCUCCACAUUAACUUUGGAACAGGAUCUCAACAGAAAAAUGCAUAUCUGGAUGCUGCAGACUAUAGCGUUUGCUGUAACAUCUCUCGUCUUUUCGUGUGCAGAAACCAUCGAUUAUUAUGGGGAAAUUUGUGACAAUGCAUGUCCUUGUGAGGAGAAGGACGGAAUCUUAACAGUGAGCUGUGAAAACAGGGGGAUCAUCAGCCUCACAGAAAUCAGCCCUCCACGGUUUCCAGUCUACCACCUCUUGUUGUCUGGCAAUCUUUUGAACCGUCUCUACCCCAAUGAGUUUGUCAAUUACACUGGGGCUUCAAUUUUACAUCUAGGGAGCAAUGUCAUCCAGGACAUCGAGACAGGGGCAUUUCAUGGGCUUCGAGGUUUAAGGCGAUUGCAUCUGAAUAAUAAUAAACUGGAACUACUAAGGGAUGACACUUUCCUCGGAUUGGAGAGUUUGGAGUAUCUACAAGUCGAUUACAAUUACAUCAGUGCCAUUGAACCUAAUGCUUUUGGCAAACUGCACUUGCUGCAGGUGCUGAUCCUCAAUGACAACCUCUUGUCCAGUUUACCCAACAACCUUUUCCGUUUAGUGCCCUUAACGCAUCUAGACCUUAGGGGCAACCGGCUGAAACUUCUGCCCUACAUAGGGCUGUUGCAGCACAUGGAUAAAGUUGUGGAAUUACAGCUAGAAGAAAACCCCUGGAAUUGCUCUUGUGAGUUGAUCUCACUUAAGGAUUGGUUGGACAGCAUUUCCUACUCUGCCUUGGUAGGGGAUGUGGUUUGUGAAACGCCUUUCCGGUUACAUGGGCGGGACUUGGAUGAAGUGUCCAAGCAGGAGCUUUGCCCAAGGAAACUCAUCUCGGACUAUGAAAUGAGGCCCCAGACGCCCUUGAGCACUACGGGGUAUUUACAUACGACCCCAGCCUCCGUCAAUUCCGUGGCCACUUCUUCCUCUGCUGUUUACAAGCCUCCUCUGAAGCCCCCUAAAGGGACCCGCCAACCCAACAAACCCAGGGUGCGCCCCACCUCCCGCCAGCCCUCUAAGGACUUGGCCUACAGCAACUAUGGCCCCAGCAUCGCCUACCAGACUAAAUCGCCGGUGCCUUUGGAGUGUCCUACUGCGUGCUCUUGCAAUCUGCAGAUUUCUGACUUGGGUCUCAAUGUCAACUGCCAGGAGAGGAAGAUAGAAAGCAUCUCAGAGCUUCAGCCCAAGCCCUACAACCCUAAGAAGAUGUACUUGACAGAGAACUACAUCACAGUUGUGCGUAGGACGGAUUUUCUGGAGGCUACAGGGCUAGACCUGCUGCACCUUGGAAACAAUCGCAUCUCGGUGAUCCAGGACCGUGCUUUUGGGGAUCUAACCAAUCUGAGACGACUCUAUCUUAAUGGCAACCAGAUUGAACGCCUGAGCCCAGAGCUGUUCUAUGGCCUACAGAGCUUGCAGUAUCUUUUCCUCCAAUACAAUAUUAUCCGGGAGAUCCAGGCUGGGACCUUUGACACAGUCCCUAACCUACAGCUCUUGUUUUUAAACAACAACCUCUUACAGGCCCUGCCCGGGGGCAUUUUUUCUGGUCUCACGCUGCUCAGGCUAAAUCUAAGGAGCAAUUACUUUUCUUCGCUGCCUGUGAGUGGAGUGUUAGAUCAGCUGAAAUCUCUUAUUCAGAUCGACUUGAAUGACAACCCUUGGGAUUGCACUUGUGACGUGGUGGGCAUGAAGUUGUGGGUGGAACAGCUUAAAGUGGGGGUACUUGUGGAUGAGGUCAUUUGCAAGGCCCCCAAAAAGUUCGAGGAGACCGAUAUGAGGUCUAUUAAGUCGGAGCUUUUGUGCCCAGACUAUUCUGACGUAGUGGUUUCUACACCUACUCCCUCCUCCAUACAGAUCCCACCACGAACCACCUCUUUGCCCUCCACAGUCAGAUUGAACAGCACGGACGCCACUGCGGGGGGUGGCUCUGGCAACAGCGCCUCUUCGGUCCCCUUGUCUGUGCUGAUCCUCAGCUUGCUUCUUGUCUUCAUCAUGUCAGUUUUUGUGGCCGCUGGGCUCUUUGUGCUGGUGAUGAAAAGGAGAAAGAAGAACCAGAGCGACCACACUAGCACCAACAACUCAGACGUGAGCUCUUUCAACAUGCAGUACAGUGUGUACAGCAGCAGCGGGGGCAGCAGCCACCACCAUUCGCAUACUCACCACAGGGGUCCAACCCUCCCUAAAGUGAAAACCCCUGCGGGCCACGUAUAUGAAUACAUCCCCCACCCCCUGGGCCAUAUGUGCAAAAACCCCAUCUACCGUUCCAGGGAGGGCAAUUCGGUGGAGGAUUACAAAGAUCUGCACGAGCUCAAGGUAACCUAUAGCAGUAAUCACCAUCUGCAGCCUCAGCAGCAGCAGCAGCCACAGCAGCCUCAGCAGCAGCAGCCACAGCAGCAGCAGCAGCAGCAGCCGCCACAGCAGCAGCUGCAGCUACAGCAGGGAGAAGAGGAGAGGCGGGAAAGCCACCACCUGCGGAGCCCCGCCUACAGUGUCAGCACCAUUGAACCGAGGGAGGAGCUGCUGUCACCAAUGCAAGACGCUGAUCGCUUUUACAGAGGCAUUUUAGAACCCGAUAAACAUUGCUCGGCCACCACGGCUGGCAGUAGCCUCCCGGAAUAUCCCAAAUUCCCUUGCAGCCCUGCUGCCUAUACCUUUUCCCCCAACUAUGACCUUAGGCGCCCCCACCAGUACUUGCACCCGGGGGCAGGGGACAGCAGGCUCCGGGAAACGGUGCUCUAUAGUCCCCCCAGUACUGUCUAUGUAGAACCCAACAGGAAUGAGUAUCUGGAAUUAAAAGCAAAACUAAACGUUGAGCCGGACUACCUCGAAGUGCUGGAAAAACAGACCACAUUUAGCCAGUUCUAAAGGCAAAAAAACUCCCCAUAGAGCAUUUGUAUUUAAAACAAACACACGAACAAGCAAACAUAUGAUGAACCAGUUUGAUUGUGUUGUUUCAACGUUUAAGGUGAAGUGCCUUGGCACAGGAUUUUCAGCUACGGCGAAUGAUACUGAAAGGGUGUGCAAAUUCAUUUUAUUUUUACAAUUAGGAAAUGUUUCUGUAAGCUGGGCACAACUCUUGCUCUUGUGUCAGUGGAGGGAAAGGAGCUGUAUGGAGGGCCAUUUUUACGGGUGACUUUUAAAGGUCAAUGAAGUUUUUUGAUAAUGGGAAAUACUUCUGUUUUUCAAAGACCGAAGGGCACAGGUUCCGUCCUUCCUCCUCUGAUACUUCAUUCCCUUCCCCCCUUUAAGCCAUUGGGUGGGUAUAAAUGGCUUUUCUGGAAAGAGAUUAGCACACCCCGACUUUAAUACAACAUUUCUUUUCUUUUCUUUUUAAAGGAUGUGUUUGUAUGCUUUCCGGACAUUUGAAUUAAAAAAAAAAGUAUUAUGACCUUGAAAAGGAUCAGUAUAGAUGUGGAAAAACCAUUAAAAAGUGCAGCGCUAUAUGAUCCAUAACUGGUUAGUCAAAAUAACUUAUUGAUGAAAUAUAAAAAAUAUUUUAUUGUAGCACCUAUUUUUAUAUGCACAUUCGCAUUUCACUUUCCUUCAUUAUUUUAGUCUAUGAUUUGUUUGGAGCUUCAUUUCCAAAGCUGAAGUGGUAUCAGGAGGGCACUCUAAUUCUAAAAUUUUCAGUAGAUGUGACUAAAUCUUAGAAGACAAUCCAAUCCACACAAUUGGGUCUGCAUAAAAAUAAAAAUAAUAACUGUUACUUUUCCCAACAAGUUAAAGCAUUUCCUAUUAGGGAAGUUUGGACUAACUAGUAAGGAAUAUAUGGAAAUUGUAGUUUUCAAGUGAGAGAGAAAAAAGGGCCUCUCUUUUCAUUUAACCAAACAAAAUAUAAUUUGACUACUAUUGUAGCCAAUUCCUGAUUGUUUAGGCAAAUAAAUUGCACUUGUACAGAUCCAUUUCUAGACUGGCACCUUUGAACACCAAAUGAUGGACUGCGCAAAUUUAUAUAUCUUUACCCCUUUGGGCAGCAGGCAAUGAUAAUUGAUUACCAUAAAGACAGGAUCAAUGUAAGAUGGGGCUACUGAUGUCUUGUAUGUGUCUCAGCACAUGAAAUUUUUAAUAGUUUAUGACUACAUACUUGAUAACUAUUUGAAAUGUGAGGAUGUGAAGUAAUAAUUACCUGAAGUUCAAAAUAUCUGACUCCUAGGUCAAUGAUUCUCCAAUUUUAAUCAAGAUGGAAGAGAUAGGAGCUAAUCCACUAAGCCUAAUUUAAACAAUUCUUUGCAUACUUAUGGAGAUUUAAUAUACUAUAAUGAUCAGUUUUGUGCUUGAGGGAGCUAGAAAUUUCUAAAUGUGUCACUAAUAUGCUUAUUAGUGAAAUUUCAAGUUUAUAUUUUGUUUCCAUUCUAAAGUGUUCAUUUAAUACAUGGAACAGGGUAAGUAAUGUUGCUUCACACAAGUUUUAUCAAAGAAUUAUAUAGGCUAUUAUGAUUGGUUUUUCUUAUUAGCUUGCCAUUGUGUCCAUAUUUCAAAUUAUAUAAAUUUAUAUUCAAAGGUUAUAAUGAGUUUUAUGACUGAGUUUGAACUUUCCUCUCAAAUGUUCAAAAUACAGGUGAUUAGAUAUAUGCCAUCUAUUCACCUUGGGACAAGGUUUGGCCAGUACAUUGGUCUUUGUCUUACAGGUCUUAACCUGCUUGUUUGAAGUAAUUUGGAUUGUAAAGGUCUGUAGAUUCCAUUCCGCUUUUGGUGGCUCUCUCAGUAACCAAUAACCUUAAAUGGAAUGUGUCAGAAGAUCAAGGGUAGUCCAUGAACCUGAAAUGUGCAAGAAACACUUUACAUGGCAUCCUGCCACAAAGAGGCAGCAUCCACCAGUGAGUAAAUUGACAGCAACUGAUUGAAUUUAGAAUAAAUGGGUAGUCAUAUCUUCCCUGAGGAAAAAUAAAAACAAAACAAAUGAACAACUCCCUAGGCUCCCAAAUCAAAAAUAAAAACCUCAUACUACCUCUUUUAAUAUCAGUAUGCCCCUAUAUUUCUUUCUCUUAUUUUUAAAGCAUUUUCCUUUGUAUUAACUUUUUUGUUUGUUUGUUUCACAAGGGGGAGGUGUAGGAUUUGUGCUAAGAUCAUGAAAAAAAAAAUUCUUCCUCCUCAUCUGUCUACUCAGUAUUUAAUUCAUUAUUAGGAAAGAACAAUGAACAAUAUUAUUUGGUAUCAUAAUGGAAAUGUGUGUAGUCUUUCUUUUCCUUUUAAAUAAAAGGUACAAAUCAAAAUCCCUUACUCUUUCAUUAUCCUGAAAUACUGUAAAGUUUUAUGAAAGAUAGAAUGGAACUAGAAAAGGAGAUUCUCAACAAAACUAAGCUUUGUUUAAAAGCAUACAUUUGUAUAUUUAUAUGUAUACAUACAUAUGAACAUAUGUAUGUAUAUAUACAUAUAUGUGUGUAUAUACACAUGCAUACACAGAGAUAAGAAUGACAAGAAAGAUGUGAUAGUAGUGGAUAAAAAAUAAAAGAACUUCCAAAGAAUGUUAUGUAAAUUUAAUCUUCCUAUAUUUUUUUAAUGUUGUGAUAUUGAUUAGAGUCUAUUUUGGUCAAAUCCGACUAUUUAGCAUUUCUCUCUUGAUUUUCUAUUUAAAAUAACUGUUUCUGCCCCUGCCCAUACCUAACAAAACAUUUUUCUAAGGUUUCCAAAAUGUUUUAUCAUGAAAUUAUCCGGUAUAUUAAUGAUGAAAGAGCACCUAUCUCUAUAUCUUAUAAUUCUGUCUCCAUAUACAUAUAUAUAAUAUAUGCAUAUAUAUAUGUAUAUAUAGUAU